AUGAUUCAGACCACAACCAACCAGCAGCGAUCUUCAGGGUCUUUUCCCAGAAGCAAGAAAUCGCAAAGAAACACAACAAAUUCAUCGAAGCUCCCACAGAGGCUGAUUCUCAAUCCACCCAAGCCACCCCAACACCCAAAACUCGCACUACGUUCUUCUAAGCAACCGAUUUUCAACCGAUUAGCUGGGGAUUGGAUGGACUUUACGCUUAUUGGAAACGGCCAAGACGCACCCUACCAUUAUGGUGACAUAUGCAAAGUGCAAGCGAUUAUGAAAAUCUUUAAUGGGUCAUCUAGUACAACGAGUAGCGGAGUUGGAGGUGUGGAGAAGCACGAGUCUAUAGAUGUCGAGAUGACUAUGGUAGACACAGAGCUGGAUGACCAUACUCGUGUGGAACAGGAGAUGAAUGACAUUCUGCAAGAAGCUCUGGACUGUCCGCACUGUGAGAAAACCAUGCAUUUCGAACCCGAGGCCAUGGAAUCAGACAUUCGUCUUGGUAUUUACCGACGCUCUGAAGAUCCACCAUUCGUCCUCAACCAACCACGCGAGGAAAUCGCCCCAGACGAGAUGCCACAAGAGGUUUGGGAACCGGGGUACCUCAAUCUCGCGACCACAGCUCAGCAAGAAAAAUAUCUCCAACUAGUCUCGCAGCACAUUGACCGCAACCGAGCCAACAAGGCCUUCAUUGGUAUGGACGACAUUGACCAAGGCUACGAAUCGAAAUUCGCGUUCUAUUGCGUUGACUACCACAUUCACCAACAUUAUAUUCAUCGACGCAGCGUCCUCAAUCUAUGUCGGACAAACGACGAAAUGGAUGAUUUUCGCUAUUGGAAAUAUAAGCUGGCACUCUGGACAGCCCAGCAAAACAGUCGACCGCAGGAAGAAUCGCGUGAUAUAAUAGUUCAAACCAUUCCUGUGGACGAUGAAACAGCAUCGGAGCCAGCUUCUGCCACUACGAGCCCUCCAGCCAUCGUGAUAGAGUCUGAAUCCUCAACAUUAAACCCAUUCACCACACCUCCAUCGUCCCCAAUAUCCUCCGUGUUCUCUUCCCCUUUAUCAUCUCCAUCGACCGCCGCCUCUUCGCCUCCCGGCCUACUAUCAUUCCCACUUCCACCACCCGCCAUCCUUCCCUGGCCAAAUCAGCAAUUCACAUUAUCCGCCCAGAUCACCCUGCACCGCCGGCUAACCAACCCGCGCGAAAGAGCAGGACAUGUCCGCGCCGCCCACAAACGAUUUCAGAGUAUUAUGGAAGAGCGCGCGAUCCAGCGGCGCGAGGGUCUGGCGAAAGCCGAGUAUCAGGCUACUAUCGCUUGGAACAGAUGGCAACUUGGUAAAGGCGGUCCUUUGGCGAUAACCAGGGAAGGAGAGAUCGGCGAAUUACUGCAACGAUUCAGUCGUUGA
This is a messenger RNA of Talaromyces proteolyticus, 1401 nucleotides long. RefSeq lists its product as uncharacterized. The record is from RefSeq and is a predicted model, not a curated record. The transcript has 2 exons. NCBI's taxonomy places the organism in Eukaryota, Fungi, Ascomycota, Eurotiomycetes, Eurotiales, Trichocomaceae. The coding region runs from base 1 to 1401 and encodes 466 amino acids.